UUCCCUGUAGCUCGGGGUUUCCUUGCUGGCCAGCAGCAGGUUGAAAGCCAUGGAAUGACCAGGGCUGCCCCUGUCCCAGGUUCCUGCAGCGGCUGCCAUGGGCUCUGUGCUUUCCUUCCCUGCUGCCAACACCACCUCGAGGCAGAGGAAGGAGGAGGAGGAAGAGGACUUGCUCCAUAGCCAGGACCGUGAGGAGGACAUUGCCAAGUUCCCCUAUGUGGAGUUCACGGGUCAGGACAGCAUCACCUGCCCCACGUGCCAGGGCACCGGCUGCAUCCCCACACAGCAGGUCAAUGAGCUGGUGGCUCUGAUACCCUACAGUGACCAGCGGCUCCGUCCACAGAGAACGAAGCUCUAUGUGCUGCUGUCCGUGCUGCUCUGCCUCCUGGUCUCGGGGCUGGUGGUUUUCUUCCUGUUCCCACACUCCAUCCUGGUGGAUGACGAUGGGAUCAAAGUGGUUCAGGUGUGGUUCGACAAGAAGAACUCUGUUGUCAUCCUCUCCAUCACGGCCACCUUGCGCAUCAGGAACUCCAACUUCUACUCGGUGACAGUGACCAGCCUCACUACUCAGGUGCAGUACAUGAACACCGUGGUGGGCACCCAGCAGGUCAGCAACGUCUCCAGCAUCCAGCCACUGAGCGACAAACUGGUGAAUUUCACUGUGAAGGCGGAGCUGGGUGGUCCCUUCUCCUUUGUGUAUUUCUCUUGCACGUUUCCCAAGGCGAAGGUGCACAACAUCCUGAUCUUCAUGAGGACAUGGGUGAAGCUCUCGUACAUUGGGCACACGUCACAGAGCAGCCUGGAGCGGCACCGCUACGUCGACUGCAGCACCAACUUCACAGCCAGCCAGGACCUGCUCCCAUUGUCCCCAUCUGCCUGAUGUGCUGAUGGGUGUCCAGAAGGGACCAGGAGCUUCCCAAUGGAAGCAGAGGGAUCGUGCAGGACUUUGGUGGGAGAUGCCUGGAAGCUCCGUGUCCCUUUCAUGCUGUUCCAUGUGCAGUUGGGCUGAGCUUCUGGCUGGGCCAUGAAGCUCUCUUGGGAUGUUUUCCCAGCUCCAGGGUCCUGCUGUUCUCUUUGGUUCUGGAGAACUGGUUUUUGGUAGGAAAACUGCACUUCCAGGCAUUGGGGGCUGAAGUUCCCAAAGAUUUCGAGUUGGUUUUUGCAGCUCUCAAAGCUUUGCCCUGUGUCAGGUCCCUCAGGGUGAACUACUCUGUUCUGUGCAAUUGAUUUAUCCUGCUCUUCUUCAGCAGCAGCAUGUCCCUGGCUUGAUCCAAAGCAAACCUUGGGAACAAAGAGAUAGUUCCCAUAAGGAACGUGCAGGUAAAGCUUCCACCUCCUUAACUUGUGCUCGGCAAAGGCACCUUUGGAACACACUCACCCUCCGUGUGUUUGGCACCUCCAGCACACCCAGCCCCAAACCACCUGGAUAGAGGUGCCUCGGGAAGUGUGGGGCUGGGGAAGGCUCCGUGUGCAUUCCACCUUCCUCCUCCUCCUCCUUUGGACCUUCCUCUCCCCACAGGGGGCAGCUGCAGGGCCUCUGGGCUCUCACAGCUCCGUGUCACUUGGUGCUCAUGCCUGACACAGUCAAGUCUGGAUUUACACCAGUUUCGGGGGGGUUUGGUGUUCCAAAGGGUUCACUCCAGGAGCUGUUCCUGAUGGAUGGUAUCAGCUGUGUUCCUAAAGCAAAGAGACCCCAAGUUCAGCGCAGCCUGUGCUGUUUGCAGCUUGGAGCCUCUCAUCCCUUUGUAGUUCCUCUGGAAUUCGAUGCCUGCCUGCACCUACCCCGUCCUUCAGAUGGGAGGUGGUGUGAGCCUGUGUGAGGACACAGAGCCCGGCUGGAGCUGGGGGCAGUGCUCAAUGAAGGAUGCUUUAUUUAGUGGGAAUGUGGAUUGAGAGCACACGGUGCCUCUGUUAGGAAGUGGCAUUCCUGCCUCCUGAGGUUUCUAGCAGUGAAUUCACUCAUUAAAGCCG
Melopsittacus undulatus (budgerigar) is the source of this 1971-nucleotide messenger RNA. It is a transcript of the gene TMEM106C, whose product is annotated as transmembrane protein 106C. Bases 98 to 880 code for a protein of 260 amino acids. The transcript has 7 exons. The record is from RefSeq and is a predicted model, not a curated record. Lineage: Eukaryota; Metazoa; Chordata; Aves; Psittaciformes; Psittaculidae.